This is a messenger RNA of Eurytemora carolleeae, 2495 nucleotides long. RefSeq names its product tether containing UBX domain for GLUT4. NCBI's taxonomy places the organism in Eukaryota, Metazoa, Arthropoda, Copepoda, Calanoida, Temoridae. Bases 31 to 1452 code for a protein of 473 amino acids. Gene Ontology annotation, molecular function: protein binding. The transcript is spliced from 19 exons. The record is from RefSeq and is a predicted model, not a curated record.
GACUAUAAUUCUCAUUUCAGAUAUUUGAAAAUGUCGAGCGUAUCAGUUUUGUGCCCAAACGGGCACAGAAUAAAAGUAUCCACAACCCCAAAUAUGUCAAUUCUUCAGGUUUUGGAAACUGUGUGUGGAAAAAAAGGGUUUGACUCUGCCCGUCAUCGCCUAGAAUACUACAACAAGCCUCUAGAUAAUACCAAUUCUAUCAGAUUUGCCGGUCUCUCUAAUAAUGCAGAGCUAGAGAUGGUAGAAUUAAAGGAAGAAGAGAUAAAGACGAAUAUUGAGAGUAAAGUAACCGUCUGCCUUCAGGUUCCCAGUGGUGAACGGUUAAUCCAAGAGUUCCCCUCAACUUCAAGUCUAGAGGAGGUCAUCUCAACCUGGACCAAUCAGCUCGGAGAUAAAGCAGAGGAUGAGGAGGGUGUGGUGGUGUACAUGAGAAAUGAAGUAGUUGGACCUGCUCUCAGUACAACAACUCUUAGAAGUCUAGGGCUGGCUAGUGGAAAAGGUCUUUUCAGAUUUUUCUACAAGAAACCGGAGGUGUUGAAGGAUCAAGCCAAGGUUUACAGCAUGAAGGUUUCCGAGAAACCUGAAAUUAAACCUGAGGUUCGUCAUUUACCAAUGCGCCUUGAGGCUGCCCGACUCCCACAUGUUGAGGAUAGUGGAGAACUAGAAAAAUCUGACGAACAUCCAACAGAAGCGGAACCUGUUGCCGGCCCUUCCUCCGUGGGUAGUAGUAGUCUAGUCCCCGGGCCCAGUAGAAACCAACCUGUAUCAGAUACAACCAGUGGGUCAAAUAUCAAGGAACCGGUUCCAAUCCCAGAUUUAACACAGGAUAUUAAGAUCCUGUAUCGAGAUCUAAAGCUGGCAGUUAAAAACUCAGACGAGAGAGGAAUGUUGCUGACAAAGAAAAUGCGCGAAGCACAUGAAGAGGGUGUAAAACUGGCUGUGCUUGGAAGGUACAAGACGGGUGUACUGCGUGUACAGUUUCCUGAUAGGCUGGUUGUACAGGGAACCUUUGGACCAUCAUCAACUAUAGAUGAUGUAAUGAAUUGGCUCCGCCCACUUUUAUCCAACCCGGACACACCCUUCGAGCUGUACACUGCUCCACCCAGAACAGUACUUGAGGCAAAAUCAACAAUUCUAGAUCUGAACCUGUACCCUGCUGCCCUGGUCUACUACUCCAGGAUACAGGAGGAGAAGGAGAGCAGGGAACAGGCCUACAUCAAGGAGGAGUUCAUACAAUCCCUCUCUAACAUACAAGGAGCUAACAAGGCUGCAAGUCAGUUCAGAAGAGGUGGGGAAAGAAAACAGACUGGACUUAAAGGAAAUUUGAAAGCAGACGUAAAACCAGAGACUAUUCCAGAAUCAAGACCUGGUAAAAGGAGUGGAGGAGAGACCCCGCCCUGCAGCAGCCAAGGAGGAACAAAACUUCCGAAAUGGUUCAAGACUGGAAAAUAACAAGAUUAGGCAGAAAAUAUACACAUUACCAAAUAAAUACAGUAAAUGGAAUUUUGCGUUAAAUUUUUAGGAACUAAACAAUGUUGGGCAAUGUCCAUGGAUACGCUCGGUGGACAGGAGCGCCGGCCUAAACUUCAUUGAACGACGGAUUCUCAUUUAAUAAUAAUAAUAAUAAUAAUAAUAAACUUUAAGGAAUAACUUCUGGGAAAUAGCUAAAUUUGACAAAAAAAGUGUAAUUUUCGACAUUUGGUAAAAAGGGAAAACUUAAGUUUAAGACAGGGAAAUACAUAACUAUGGUUUGACAAAAAUAGACAAAUUGUCAAAAUAAAAACAAUCAUAACCAGUACAAAACGGAAUACAAGUUGUCUUUUAAUCACGUAGAAUUUUCGAAAUUUGGUAAAUUGGGGAACUUAACUUCAAUACUGGGAAAUAACUAGAUUUGGCAGAAAAAGAAAAAGUUCCAAAAUAAAAGCAGUUUAAGUAAAAUGCGGAACAAACGUCGUCUUUUAUUGGGAAUUUUGCUUUUGUAAUUUGUAAUUCUUUUAACUCUUAAAAUGUGCCUUCAAUAUUUCAGACAUAUGUCAGUCAUAACGUUACAAAAAAAACAAGACUACAUUUCUUAUUAAAAUGGAAAACAAAGACGAGUUUUAUUUCGCUUUAUACGGGUUAGGACUGUAUAAGAAACACCGAGUGAUUAAGUAUUUUUCCACUAAUUUUCCCAGUGUUCUCUAGCAAAAUGAUGUUGGAGGUAUCAAUUUAUGCUGAAAUAUUUCGACGUGUAAUUAAUGAAUAUUGAGAACUAGUAGAACUAGUAAAGGAUAGUUCAACUACUUCUCUAGUCUGACAAAGAGUGUACUAGAGAAGUAGUUACACUAGCCAUACCUAGAUUUCAUACUUCUCAUUUUUGAUAAAUUCCGACCUCAGGGCAUUCGGGGAAUUAUAUUUGGAUUAAUGCCCUCAAGGGAAAGAGCCUAAAAUGUCCAAGUAUAUUCUCGUGAUAAAACAAAUAUUUGUGAUUUAUAAUUUAAUUGUAUGAUGUCAGG